Messenger RNA from Rotaria sordida, 1605 nucleotides. The record is from the annotation of a GenBank genome assembly. Lineage: Eukaryota; Metazoa; Rotifera; Eurotatoria; Philodinida; Philodinidae.
AUGACUGAAUUGAUCGAAAUUCGUCCAUUGAAAACAGUAAAGCAACAACGAUCUCCUACAUGUUCAUAUGCAUUUACAACAAUUCAAGCAUCAUCAUCUGAUUCUUCAGAAGAUGAAAGUAGUUCAAAUGAUGAAUCACAAUUCAUUCUUAAAUUAAAACCUUCAAAAUCAUCAAAAUCAUCAAAAUCAUCAAAACGAUCAAAACGAAAUAAUAUGAUUCAAACGUUACCAAUAAUUUUCAAUGCGCAACCAGCUAAAAAAAAGAAAAAAUCCCAUGAAAAACAUAUACAACAAUUUCUUAUUAAUACACAACCACCACCAUCACCAACGAAAAAAGAAAUUGUUAUUAAACAAAUAAUGGAACCUUCAUUAUCACCAGAAAUUCAAUAUGUACCUAUAUCAGUUCCAACACCGCCACUACCGACAAUAAUCGAAAGAAGACCUCUUGUUUAUCAACAUGUUUAUACACCGACUUUAGUUGAAGAACGUUCAAAUGGUUUUUAUAGUUCUUAUGAACCACCUGUUAGACGAGUCGAACGAGUUUAUCCAUCAAAUACAAAAAGUGUUCAUUUACCAAAACAUGCAAAACAAUUAGUUAAUCGUUUUCUAGCUGGUAUUGAACAUGCACAUAGUCGUCGAUAUGAUGAUGGAAGUGAUAGUGAUCAUAGUAUUGAUGAUUGUAAAGUAUGUCGUCGAUUUCGAUCAGCUAUGGAUGCAGAAAAACGAAGAAGUCACAGUGACGUAGAUAUAUAUCGUGGUAGCCGAGAACCAUAUAAACAUAGACAUAGUCAUUCAAAGAAUUGUAAAGUAUGUAAUUUAUUAGAAGAAUCUGAUUUUGUUAUUUCAACAACAAAAGAUCAUCCAACGCCUAGUACAAAAAAACGAGAAAAACAUAUUCAUGUAGUCGAAAGUUUUCCAUCAAUUGUUAAACCAACAGUAGAAACAACAACAACAACAACCACAACAACAACAGAACCAAAAUUAGUAGCUAAUAACACAUCAACAACACAAUCAAAACUAGUGGCUAAUAGUACAUCAACAACAAUUCCUCCUAUUCCAAUACAAUCACCUUAUUAUCCAAUGUCGCAUACGACUUACGUAGAUCCGAACACUGGUCUUACUUAUGCUUACGAUCCAAAUUGGCCAUAUAAUCCAUCGGGAACAGGAGUUACCUAUGAUUAUUCAUCUUAUUAUACCAAUCCAUCUUAUUAUACCAAUCCGUCUUAUAAUACCAAUCCAGCUUAUAUACAAAAUAUUCCACAAUAUGAAACGUACAAUACUACUGUACCUGCAGUAACUGUUACUUCCAAUCCAACAACACAACAACAAGAACAUAUUCAAACAACAACAACAGCAGUCAGUCCUAAUCCUCUGAUUGAUAAAGGAACAUAUACAUAUAUGCCAACCAAUCGAAAAAAGCACAAAUCAACUAAUAAAACAGUAGUUGUUCAUACAUCUCGAAAUCCAACACCACCAACACCAAAAAUUAUUAUUGAACAACCACAUCGAUCUCGAUUACCACGAAAACUUCAAUCAACCACCGUAUUGAAAGAGCGAACUACACAAACACCACAUACAACAACGACUACUUAUGUUCGAAAUUAA